This is a messenger RNA of Limanda limanda (common dab), 468 nucleotides long. RefSeq names its product transmembrane protein 100. The transcript has a single exon. Gene Ontology annotation, biological process: cellular response to BMP stimulus. The record is from RefSeq and is a predicted model, not a curated record. The coding region runs from base 1 to 468 and encodes 155 amino acids. Lineage: Eukaryota; Metazoa; Chordata; Actinopteri; Pleuronectiformes; Pleuronectidae.
AUGGGUUGUUCUUCAGGCCGCCAGACCCAAGCCCCAGUCCUUCACCCGGACCUUGACUGCAGCAACAACAGCGAGUCCAACACCUUACCCCAGGACUCUGAGAACCAGAAUCAGGGUUUGAACGGCCUUGGAGAAGGAGGAGACGGGGAAAGGAGCAUUGGAAGAGACAAACCCCCAGAGUCUCUCCCCACGCUGGAGCGACUUGCCCAGGCCACCGGCGGGACAGAGAAGUCCUGGUAUCGCUGCGUGUUUCCGUUUGGCGUGAUAUCACUAGUCAUUGGCAUGGCGGGCACUGGGGUGACGUUCACCUUUAACACGCUGCUCCAGACCAAAGUGGUGUCGGUGGCACUGCUCUGUGCUGGCGUGUUGAUGCUGCUUGUGGCUGCAGUUUGCUGGAGGGCUCACAGACUGAGGAAGAAGAAAAAAAAGGAAAGUGGAUUCUUCACCGCCGAUCACGGCAAUUUCUGA